Messenger RNA from Ostertagia ostertagi, 1257 nucleotides. The record is from the annotation of a GenBank genome assembly. NCBI's taxonomy places the organism in Eukaryota, Metazoa, Nematoda, Chromadorea, Rhabditida, Trichostrongylidae.
AUGGAACAUGAUCUUUGUGAAGACAGACUGGACGUCUGGCUCGAACACUGGGUCGUUGAAAAAGCUAAAUAUGUGGUGGACGGACAUGAGGAGAAGAAGGAAGAGGAGGCACCAGCUGUUGAGGAGGAGAAGCCAAAAACCCGUGCUCCACCACAACAGGAAGAGAGACCUCCAGCGGAGUUGACAGAAGCCGAAGCUGCUAUGCUGGCAGCAAAGAAGCGUCAUGAAGAAGAGGAAGCGCUCAAGAUGCUCGAUUACGAGCAGCGUCGUAUCGCUGAGAAGGAAAAGAUGGAGCAGGAGCUUCGAGAACUUAAAGAGAAGCAGGAAAGACGUCGUGCGGAGCGUGAGGAAGACGAGCGCCAAUUCGCUGAACGUCGUCGCAUGGAUGAGGAGCGCAGACGUAAGGAGGAGGAAGAGCGCAAGGCUAAGAGUGAUGCUGAGAAGAAUCGUAAGAAUGACGAGAGACUGCGUCGUCAACAAAUGAUGGCCGGCUCAUUCGCUGGUCACCAAGUGCUACCAGGAAGCGGCAAGAAUUUCACCGUUGAGAAAACUGACAAGGCAGCUCAGUUUGGUAACCUGGCUCAGGUCAAGAAGAAGGACGGUCUCAGCAAGGAGCAGGUCGAGGAAGCGAAACGCGCUUACAUCGCCUCUGUUUGCCGUGUGCAGGAUAUCUCCGCUCUGCUACCUAACGACUUGAAAGCCCGAAUUAAGGCUCUUCAUGAGAGAAUUGCCAAGCUCGAAAGCGAUAAGUAUGAUUUGGAGAAACGCCAAGAACGCCAAGAGUACGACAUGAAAGAAUUGCACGAGCGUCAGCGACAGGCGGCUCGCAACAAGGCUCUCCAGAAGGGUCUCGAUCCAGAGGAGGCAGCUUCGUCCCAACACCCACCAAAGGUCACCACCGCGUCGAAGUUCGACCGUCAGACUGAUAGACGAGGUAGAGAUUGUAGAUCCUACGUCGAUCGCCGCAUCAUGUUCGAGAAACCGGUUGUGCCUAAGCCACCAGCCAUUGCUCAUGGAACGGCUCGCCCACCAAGUGACUGGGGACGCAAGGAUAACGAGGAGCUCGAACAGCUUCGCAAAAACCUUGAACCACCAAAGUACGUGGAACAGGUGAAGGCCGAAGGAGAUGCAGCUCGACCUCCAGUGGCUCCGAUUCCGUUGCAGUUGCCCAGCAAGGAAUUCGAAGAUGAAGAGCCAGAACCGGCAGCCGAGUCAGCCAAGCCAGCCCCAGCUGGAAAAGAAGUUGAAGUUGCCUAA